Molecule: messenger RNA, 3895 nt
Organism: Phyllopteryx taeniolatus (common seadragon)
Lineage: Eukaryota; Metazoa; Chordata; Actinopteri; Syngnathiformes; Syngnathidae
Gene: tlr7
Product: toll-like receptor 7
Exons: 2
Coding region: 740-3892 (1050 amino acids)
Biological process (GO): canonical NF-kappaB signal transduction; toll-like receptor signaling pathway; defense response to virus
Cellular component (GO): plasma membrane
Molecular function (GO): pattern recognition receptor activity; protein binding
Source: RefSeq, a predicted model, not a curated record
UUUUACAAGCAAAUAAAUUAUUUCAAAAGUGAAUUUAAAAAUUCCCCCAAACACAUCUGAGUCAAGCAGUCCCUCAUCUCUCUCAGACUUGGCAUACAAUUCCAAACUGAUAGUCCUUUCUGUACAAUCAACAGGUAACAUAACUGAUGAAUAAAUGAGCAUUACUGGAUGAUGACCCAGCAUGCUUAGCACUCCAUAUCUGUGGGCUUCUUUCUUCAGAACAUAGACAAACAGUGAGACAAACUAAUUAUAUCAGGUGUUGGUGCCAAAAGACAAUUUCAUUAUUUUUUUAAACAUCCCAGUAUAAAUUGACAAGAUACUCCACAUUGUUCAUCUUAACGCAUGCAAAAAACUGCUCUUCUGAUAUCCUUCUUUACAGUAUCGUUUUGGCCACUCAUUAUAUACAGAGACUGAACAUGCCAACGUCAGACAAACUUAUUCUUCUUUUGAAUAAGACCAUGCAAGUGUGUCUAUGAUUGAAGAUUUCUUUGUCAGCACUGUCUGCUCAUGAAGUUUUAAAAAAACUUCUCAUCAUCUAAGCGUACCCAUAGUUGAGGCAACCAUGACAUAAAAAAUGUCAAUUGAGCAAAUCAUGUCAAACAGUUCAAUAUGAAAAGGGACAAUUGCAUAUGCGUGUGAUAAUAGGGAAGUGACACUGGGGAAACAGUCUAAGGUCAGGCACCUGGAACUUUCAUCUCUCAUUGAUUUUUGCAACUCAAAGAAAUCUCUUGCAGGCAUCAUGUUUUUGUAUCUGAUGUGUGUUGCACUGCAAGGACUUUUCUACUGUCCUUAUAAAAGUGCGGCUAUCACUUCGUACCCCAAAACUCUGCCAUGCGAUGUGAGUGAGGUCGACAAUGGGAGCGUGGUGCUCGUGGACUGCAGCGCAAGAGACCUCAAAGACGUUCCGUAUGGCAUUCCAAGAGACACAACCAACCUGACGCUCACCAUCAACCAUAUUCCCAAAUUGAACGCCACCUCCUUUGGCAACUUAGAGAACCUGACUGAACUUAACAUGAAGUGCAACUGCGUGCCCAUUAAAAUCGGAUCCAAAGACCACAUCUGCACCAAGAGUUUGAUGAUAGAGGAAAAUACGUUUGGUAGCCUUAAGAAACUACGAGCACUCUAUUUAGAUGGAAACCAACUUAGCAGCAUACCUAAAGGACUGCCUUCCAAUCUUAUCCUGUUGAGCUUAGAAGUCAAUCACAUCUAUCAAAUUUCUCACAAAAAUUUGUCUACAAUCAAAAGUGUCGAAAAGCUCUACCUUGGUCAAAACUGCUACUAUCGAAAUCCAUGCAACGUUUCCUAUCAAAUCGAAGAUGGCGCCUUUUCACAGCUUCACAAUUUAACUCUGUUGUCUCUGAAGUCAAACAAUUUAUCUUUUAUUCCACAUGAACUGCCUACAAGUCUGAAGGAGUUGUAUCUAUACAACAAUAACAUUGAGGAGGUCACGGACAAUGAUUUAAAAAACCUAACGAACUUGGAGAUUCUUGAGUUAAGUGGAAACUGUCCACGGUGUUACAAUGUUCCUUUCCCAUGCACCCCUUGCCCGAAUGAGUCCCCGCUUCGAAUUAGCAGGUCAGCUUUUAGAAUGUUGACUAAACUAAGGGUUCUCCGUCUGCACAGUAACUCUUUGAGAACUGUGAUGGCUGAAUGGUUCCAGGGUACAAGAGAGCUGAGAGUCCUUGAUCUUUCGUCAAACAUUUUAGCCGGGGAUAUAGGAAUUACAGAGUUCCCACAUUUUCUGAGCAAACUGGAAAUACUGGACCUUUCCUUUAACUAUGAACUACAGCGAUAUCCCCAAACUCUAACUUUGAGCAAACAUUUUUCCAAGCUCAAGUCCCUUAAGGCCCUUCAUAUAAAAGGCUUUGUCUUUCAGCAUCUGAAACUCGAGAGCAUUGCUCCAUUAAAGCCUCUGCUAAAUUUAGAAGUCAUAGACUUGGGUACAAACUUUAUUAAAAUGGCAAACCUUAGUAUUUUAAUGGGUUUGCCAAGUUAUAAAAUGGUCAGUCUCUCUGACAACAAAAUAUCGGCCUCACCUGAAGGGCAAAAUGAUAUUGAAGGAGAGGGGAGGCCAUUGCUCUGGUCUCACAUGCUUUUUGACUACCAAAAUAAGGAACUGCGAGAAAUGCAGUACUUCCGAUAUGAUGAAGAAGCGCGCAGCUGCAGAUAUAAAGAUAAAGAAUUUGGAGUUGCUAAAUCAUUUGCCCAAAGGGAAUGCACUAAGUUUGGAAAAACCCUGGAUAUAAGCAGGAAUAACAUUUUCUUUUUGCAUGCAUCAUUUUUAAAUCUAUCCGAGCUGCGGUGCCUUAAUCUGUCAGGAAAUGCAAUGAGCCAAAGUCUGAAUGGUUCAGAAUUUAGCUACCUGACUCAUUUACAAUAUUUAGACUUCUCAUUUAAUCGUCUAGACUUGCACUACGCAACUGCCUUUCAAGAGCUGAAAAAUCUCGUAAUCCUUGAUAUCAGCUACAACGACCAUUAUUUUGAAUCCGAGGGCCUCACUCACAUGCUGAACUUCACAAAGAACCUGAAGAAACUCAAGACACUUCGCAUGAACCACAACAAGAUUUCUACUUCGACAAACACUGAGAUGGAGAGUGACUCUUUGGAGAGACUUGAAUUCAGAAAUAACCGACUGGAUAUGUUGUGGAGAGACGGGGACACCAGAUUUGUCAAUUACUUUAAGAAACUGUUUAACCUGAAGGUACUUGACAUCUCUCAGAACAACCUCAAUUUUAUCCCACAUCAAGUGUUCAGCGGUCUGCCAGACAAGUUGUCUGAGCUCUACAUAAAAAACAACAGAUUGAAAUUGUUUCCAUGGUCAAAACUAAAACUUUUACCAUCACUGCAAGUCUUGGAUCUUAGUGGCAACAGUUUAUCCACUGUUCCAAGCAUCCUCUCAAAGUGUACCAAAUCUCUCAAGAAGCUCAUCUUGCAGCAAAACCAAAUCCUGACCCUCACCCCACAUUUCCUCCAGGAUGCGCAUAACUUCACAUAUUUGGAUGUUAGUUUUAAUCACAUACGAACCAUUGAGAAAUCUAGCUUUCCAGAUGAUGUUGUCAAUCAAAUGGAAAAACUACUUUUGCACAAAAACGAUUUUGUGUGCUCGUGCAACGUUACUUCUUUUGUCACGUGGCUCAACAGCACCAAGGUGCCCAUCCCCAAACUGGCCACGGAUGUGACCUGUGCCUCCCCAGAGACACAACGAGGUCAUGCCGUGAUCUCGGUUGACCUCCUGGGUUGUCAACACAAUGACUUGUCAAUCAUUCUCUACAUGGUCAACGCUUCUCUGGUCCUGAGCUUCCUCAUCCUGUGCAUCUCCAGUCAUCUCUUCCUGUGGGAUGUCUGGUACAUCUACCACUUCUGCCAGGCCAAGCUCAAGGGCUAUGGUCGCUUAUACUCCCAGACUGCUCUCUAUGACGCCUUUGUAUUGUAUGACAAAGAAGAUCCUGCCGUGUUGGAGUGGCUUACAAAGGAAAUGUGUGUCCAUCUGGAGGAACGAGGAGAUCGCCGGCUAACUUUGUGUCUGGAGGAGCGAGACUGGAUUCCUGGCUAUCCGCUGAUCGACAACCUCUCCCAGAGCAUCCACAAGAGCAAGAGGACGGUGUUCAUUCUCACCAAUAAAUACAUUAAAAGCGGAAACUUCAAGACUGCUUUCUACAUGGCCCACCAAAGGUUAAUGGAUGAAAAAAAUGACGUUAUCGUGCUGAUCCUCUUGGAGAAAGUGCCUUGCAAUUCCAAGUACCUCAGACUGCGGAAAAGGCUGUAUAAACGCUCCAUUCUCGAGUGGCCAACAAACCCUCAAGCUCAGCCAUACUUCUGGUUCAGCGUGAAAAGCGUUUUAGCCACUGAAAGCCACAAGCAAUACAACAACCUCUUUAAGGAGACACUGUAAAAU